AUGACGAAGGAGGCGGAGAGGGCCGGCGAGGAUGGUUGGGACAGGAAGAGGAAGAAGACGCUGGGGCGGCAGAAGAUCGAGAUCAAGCCCAUCAAGUGCACCGAGGCGCGGCACGUGUGCUUUUCCAAGCGCCGGACCGGCCUCUUCAAGAAGGCCACUGAGCUCUCCGUGCUCUUCGGCGCGCACGUCGCCAUCGUCGUGUUCUCCCCCGCCGGGAAGCCCUUCUCGUACGGCCACCCGUCCGUGGACGCCGUCGUCGAACGCUUCCUCGAUCCCGCCGCCGUCACCGCCGCCGCGGCGGCCUCGGCGGCGGCGAUGCACCCCGCGGUCCUGUACGAUUUCGAGAGCGAUAUGGAACGCCUGGCCAAGGCCGUUGAGGCGGAGGCGCGCAGGAGGGACGCGCUCGACGCAGCGGCGCGCGCGGCCGGCGUGUGGACCAGCGACGACGUGGAGUCCGCGGGGAUGCCGGACCUAGUCGCCAUGCUCGGCAUGCUCCAGCGAGUCCAGGCCGAGGCGGCGGAGCGGGCCCAGGAGAUCAUCUCCGAGGAGGCCAUGAUGCAGUGCACGACGGUCAGCGACGUCUUCCACUACCUCGGCACCGGCACGUUCACGGCUGGCGGCGGGGUCAGCAGCCAUCAGGUGGUCAUGGACACGCAGAUGAUGGUGAUGGGCGGCAGCGUUAACGUUGGCCAUGCGCUGCCUCCUCCUUUCAAUCAUGGCUUUGACGACAACCUUAUCCCGGGCUAUGACCAGUGGAGUAGCCAUGUCGUGGGAGCAGCCCUCCCAUACAAAACUGGUACUAAAUAUAACUAUAAUGAACAGUAA
Phragmites australis (common reed) is the source of this 825-nucleotide messenger RNA. Its product is annotated as agamous-like MADS-box protein AGL29. The transcript has a single exon. Gene Ontology annotation, molecular function: DNA-binding transcription factor activity, RNA polymerase II-specific; protein dimerization activity; RNA polymerase II cis-regulatory region sequence-specific DNA binding. Gene Ontology annotation, biological process: positive regulation of transcription by RNA polymerase II. The record is from RefSeq and is a predicted model, not a curated record. Lineage: Eukaryota; Viridiplantae; Streptophyta; Magnoliopsida; Poales; Poaceae. The coding region runs from base 1 to 825 and encodes 274 amino acids.